Cebus imitator (Panamanian white-faced capuchin) is the source of this 3653-nucleotide messenger RNA. It is a transcript of the gene DCBLD1, whose product is annotated as discoidin, CUB and LCCL domain containing 1. Bases 29 to 2299 code for a protein of 756 amino acids. Lineage: Eukaryota; Metazoa; Chordata; Mammalia; Primates; Cebidae. The transcript is spliced from 15 exons. The record is from RefSeq and is a predicted model, not a curated record.
CCGCGGGGCUGGGCUCAAAGCCGCCCCAAUGGGAUUCGGUGCGGGGCAGCGGCUGAGCCCCGGCCUGGCACAGCGCUCCGCCGCGGAGGAGGCGGCCCGGCGCGGGCAGCGGCGGCGCAGGGUCCGUCGAGGGGAGGCCGAGCCUGCCAAGCUGGCGCCCGGCGGGGCCGUGGUGCCCGGCGCCCGCGCGCUGGCGGGGACUGCCGGGCCGGGCCUCUUGGCUCUGUUGCUUGCGGUCUCCGCCCCGCUCCGGCUGCAGGCAGAGGAGCUGGGUGAUGGCUGUGGACACCUAGUGACUUACCAGGAUAGUGGCACAAUGACAUCUAAGAAUUAUCCCGGGACCUACCCCAAUCACACCGUUUGCGAAAGGACGAUUACAGUACCAAAGGGGAAGAGACUGAUUCUGAGGUUGGGAGACUUGGAUAUUGAAUCCCAGACCUGUGCUUCUGACUAUCUUCUCUUCACCAGCUCUUCAGAUCAGUAUGGUCCGUACUGUGGAAGUAUGACUGUUCCCAAAGAACUCUUGCUGAACACAAGUGAAGUAACCGUCCGCUUUGAGAGUGGAUCCCACAUUUCUGGCCGGGGUUUUUUGCUGACCUAUGCGAGCAGCGACCAUCCAGAUUUAAUAACAUGUUUGGAACGAGCUAGCCAUUAUUUGAAGACAGAAUACAGCAAAUUCUGCCCAGCUGGUUGUAAAGACGUAGCAGGAGACAUUUCUGGGAAUAUGGUAGAUGGAUAUAGAGAUACCUCUUUAUUGUGCAAAGCUGCCAUCCAUGCAGGAAUAAUUGCUGACGAACUGGGUGGCCAGAUCAGUGUGCUUCAGCACAAAGGGAUCAGUCGAUAUGAAGGAAUCCUGGCCAAUGGUGUGCUGUCAAGGGAUGGUUCCCUGUCAGACAGGCGAUUUCUGUUUACCUCCAAUGGUUGCAGCAGAUCCUUGAGUUUGGAACCUGAUGGGCAAAUCAGAGCUUCUUCCUCAUGGCAGUCGGUCAAUGAGAGUGGAGACCAAGUUCACUGGUCUCCUGGCCAAGCCCGACUUCAGGACCAAGGCCCAUCAUGGGCUUCGGGUGACAGUAGCAACAACCACAAACCACGAGAGUGGCUGGAGAUAGAUUUGGGAGAGAAAAAGAAAAUAACAGGAAUUAGGACUACAGGAUCUACACAGUCGAAUUUCAACUUUUAUGUUAAGAGUUUUGUGAUGAACUUCAAAAACAACAAUUCUAAGUGGAAGACCUAUAAAGGAAUUGUGAAUAAUGAAGAAAAGGUGUUUCAGGGCAACUCUAACUUUCGGGACCCAGUGCAGAACAAUUUCAUCCCUCCCAUCGUGGCCAGAUAUGUACGGGUUGUCCCCCAGACAUGGCACCAGAGGAUAGCCUUGAAGGUGGAGCUCAUUGGUUGCCAGAUUACACAAGGUAAUGAUUCAUUGGUGUGGCGCAAGACAACUCAAAGCACCAGUGUUUCAACUGAGAAAGAAGAUGAGACAAUCACAAGGCCCAUCCCCUCAGAAGAAAUGCCCACAGGAAUGAACAUUACAACCGUGGCUAUUCCACUGGUGCUUCUUGUUGCCCUGCUGCUUGCUGGAAUGGGGAUCUUUGCAGCCUUUAGAAAGAAGAAGAAGAAAGGAAGUCCAUAUGGAUCAGCAGAGGCUCAGAAAACAGACUGUUGGAAGCAGAUUAAAUAUCCCUUUGCCAGACAUCAGUCAGCUGAGUUUACCAUCAGCUAUGAUAAUGAGAAGGAGAUGACACAAAAGUUAGAUCUCAUCACAAGUGAUAUGGCAGAUUACCAGCAGCCCCUCAUGAUUGGCACCGGGACAGUCACGAGGAAGGGCUCCACCUUCCGGCCCAUGGACACGGACGCCGAGGAGGCGGGGGCGGGCGCCGAUGGCGGCCACUAUGACUGCCCGCAGCGGGCCGGCCGGCACGAGUACGCGCUGCCCCUGGCGCCCCCGGAGCCCGAGUACGCCACGCCCAUCGUGGAGCGGCACCUGCUGCGCGCCCACACCUUCUCCGCGCAGAGCGGCUACCGCGUCCCGGGGCUGCGGCCUGGCCACAAACACUCCCUCUCCUCCGGCGGCUUCUCCCCGGCGGCCGGUGCGGGCGCUCAGGACCGAGACUAUCAAAGGCCACAGAGCCCGCAGCCUUCGGACAGCGGCUACGACCUGCCCAAAGCCGCCGGCGCCGUGGCCACCGAGAGCGGUCACCCUGACUCUCAGAAGCCCCCAACGCAUCCCGGGAAGAGCUAUUCCGCCCCCAGAGACUGCCUCACACCCCUCAACCAGACGGCCAUGACUGCCCUUUUGUGAACACAAUGUGAAAGAAGCCUGCUGUGGUACUGAGCGUCGGGCUGUCGCAAGGCACUGGAAGAAGGGAGCCUGCUGGUCCAGAGCGCGCGUGUGUGCGCGCGUGUGUGUGUGAGAGAUUCGGUAGGAUCCUAGAGACAACGUCUCAUACUGUUUACAAAAUUGUGCAGCUGGUUUCGUGCUGACCCUUAGGGUUGAGUCUGUUGGGUUUUGUUGGGCUAGAAAAAUGAAAAUUUUCAAAUGGCAUUUUCAUUCCUCUGACUGUGAUAUUGAGCUGCUUUGGUGUUAAAGGUGUAAUCUGUACAGAGUUGUAUUUAACAAGAAUAAAAGUAACUUAAGUUUCCUCUAUCAGAUUUUAGUUCUGCACAGAAGUUAAGUGGGAAAAUGCAGCUGUUGCAAAACGUAUAUAGAUAGUGUGUUCAUUUUUUUCAGUAUAUUAUCUGAACUGUGUUAGCAGCAGGUCUGCUUAAACUUAAUCUUGUUGUUAUUGUGAGUCAUUUCCUUUCAUUUGAUAACUAGAACUAAAAGCAUUUUUAACAUUCUUCUCCUGGAAGAAAUGAAUUACUUGAAGCAUGAAAAGCACACCAGGGUGGUUGUUUAUUUAUCAAUUAUGGUUGUAGAUCUAGAAACAAGCAAAGAAACAGCACCUCCACAGCUGCCCUUUUCCUUAGACUCCACUUCAGAGGGGGAUGCGAAGAGGUCAGCCCAGCUCCCAUGACCAUGAAGGUGGCACAGGAAUUACAGUGUGAGUGGCUGUAUCAGAUGUUUUCGUACCUCAGAUUAAAAAUAUUGCUGAGGUCAGAGGCCACACUUUUCAUUACUUUCUUCAGAAGCAGCACAUUUUUGUGACUUCUAUUGUCCUCUGAAAAACAAAAAAAUUAUCUGGAACAUGUUUAUACAAAAGUAAGUCUGGCCAAGUCUAAAUCAAGCUUUUCUGCUGACAUGAAACUGUUGGAAACUGAUCUGAUUUUAUAAGAAACAAUUUUCCCCUCAAGGAGGCGUCUGUAAUUCCAGAACAGCCCAGACCUCAGCUGUACCUCAUGUUCAGUAGUUUUUAUUUGGGUUUGCUUUGUGAGUUAACUAUGGGGGAUUUAACCUCUUUUGCCAAAGAGGAAAGUGUGUGUGUGUGUGUUUUUAAUAGAAAAUACGGACCAAAUUUUUUUUUCCCUAAAGAAUGUAUUAUGACCCUGUUUGUAUGGUUAUCACAUCCUGUGAAAUGUAUAUAUGUUAAAAUAGUGGGGUGCUAGAAGGUCAUGGCAGACUAGCUGCUGGUUAGUGUGGAGGGUAAAUGGUUUACUUUGUGGAGUUUACAUGGUUUUAUGUGCACACUAAUUGUAAUAAACUAUGCCAAACCAAA